UUUUGUUUUCGAAAAACGCACUUAAUUUCGGCUUUGGUUAAAGUUUUUGAUGCGUUCCAAAACGGUAACAAACGAUAACAACGUGCGGUAUGCUAUCCUCGGCGGGGAAAAAAGAUUAGAAUAGGAAUGUCGGAGUUAAACGGAUUGAAAUCGGUUCAGAUUGAAGUGAGAAAGGCGUCUGUCAAACAUGGGCAACAUAUUCGCAAACCUCUUUAAAGUCUUCGGUAAGAAAGAGAUGAGGAUCCUCAUGGUGGGCCUUGACGCCGCCGGAAAGACGACAAUUCUGUACAAGCUGAAGCUGGGGGAAAUUGUUACCACCAUCCCAACCAUCGGUUUUAAUGUUGAAACCGUGGAGUACAAGAAUAUAAGUUUCACAGUUUGGGACGUCGGCGGUCAAGAUAAGAUUCGACCGUUGUGGCGCCAUUAUUUCCAGAACACACAAGGUAAGGCUUUUUUUUCCACAGGUGAUGCUGUUCGUUUAAUCUGCGUGUGUUCACUUGACGGUGUUCGGUGCAGUCCGUAUAUUUUCAGGAGCCUGCUGCGGUGAUAUUAUAGGUUUUGGUUUGUAAAUGUCACAUUCGUACGGUCGCCCGACACCCUCUUGGAUCUUUAACCUAAUCUGUUUCUAGACAUCUAGACAGAAUCAAUCUGCAUGUCAGGAAAAUAUAGUUAUAUAAACAUUUCAUCAGAUUCUAUGUAAUCUGUUAACAUGGAGAAAGCGAGAUUAAUUGUUGUGACUGGCUGUAUGUAGAUGUGUUACUGGAAACACCGUUUUAAGGAGAAAGUGGAAGUAGCUUGGCGUGCUCUUGCUUAAACGGGAGCUUAUUCUGCAGUUACUUACAAAAAAAUGUAUUUGACAUUACAGUAACUUUUAUUAUUUUGUGUUACAAGAGAAACUACUGUGAUUGCCGUUUUAAUAUAAUUAGUAACGUGAUCUAAUCGAAUUAAUAAAUUACUUUCUAAACACUAAUCAUUAUCGUGUUCAAUUAGAAAAGUAUUGAAUAGAAAGCAAUUAGAAUUUGCGGUUCCUCUGGAAAGUUUAUAGUGUCUGACAGCCCUUUUCAUCUUUUAUGUUGAAUCCUUUUUGGGACACGGUUUCAUAGUAGUUCAUAUCUGACGCUGGCACCCUUUUUUUGUUAUUGUUUUGGUGUCUAAGAAUAUGUUUGUGUGGUUUGAGUUUAAUUGAAUCAAUAAAAUAUUUGAAUAUUAAUAAAUGAGUGCUGUC
Molecule: messenger RNA, 1225 nt
Organism: Puntigrus tetrazona (Sumatra barb)
Lineage: Eukaryota; Metazoa; Chordata; Actinopteri; Cypriniformes; Cyprinidae
Product: ADP-ribosylation factor 1-like
Exons: 3
Coding region: 188-547 (119 amino acids)
Biological process (GO): intracellular protein transport; vesicle-mediated transport
Cellular component (GO): cytoplasm; plasma membrane
Molecular function (GO): GTPase activity; GTP binding
Source: RefSeq, a predicted model, not a curated record